UCCCAUCUGGGACGGCAGGACUGAAAGCCGCGGAGCAGCAGUGCUCGGGAAGGGAGUGGGCACCAGCGGCAACCGCACUUCUGAACAGUCAGUCAAUGCCAUCCCGCAAAGAAACAUGGAUGAACUGCUACUUCAGGAGGAUUUGACGAUGCCGCUGUAAAAAUGCGUCCACAGCGCGCCUCCCGCUUCUUUGCGCUUUUUCUUUUCCUCUGUAGUGCUUGGAGGUCGCUGGCGAAAUCACUGCCGAGCCCGGGACCAGUUGAAGUCCUGAUUAAAGUCCAGGUCUUCGACAACAGUGACUUGUCACCUCUUAGGGAAUCCACAGUCCAAGUGUGUGGAAACCAAACAAUCCUAGCAUCCAACCUUGUGGGAGAAGAUGGGAUUGUCACACUUACAUUCUUGUACCGGCCAGGAACAUGGGUCAUCGUCACUGCAUCAAAGCAUGGAUUUGUCACGAACUCCGCACCAUGGCAUGCCAGCCGUGUCCCAUUGUACGCCUCCGUAAGUCUCUACCUACUUCCUCAGAGACCAGCAACUCUCCUGCUGUAUGAUGAUGUGGUGCAGUUACUGUUGGGUUCACCAGGGUCCCGGAGACAGCCAUGGGUACAGCUUCAGAGAAGAGCCAUCCAACCACCCCUAAACAACUCCCAAAUCACCCUCUCUGCAAUGCUGACCUCUUCCCGCAGUCAGUAUGAGCUUGGAGGCUUUCCCUACCCACUCGCCAUGGACAACAAUUCAACAGGAACCAACAGUAGCUGGGUGGAGCUAACUGCACUAGCUGCAAUGUGCGCUCAGCUCACUGGGCCCAACGGCACUGAGGUUCAGGUGUCAGAACCCAUUCACAUCUCCAUCCCACUUCCUUCUGACUCUCCUCUUAAGACUGCCACCAGUGUCCCAGUCUGGAGGUUUGAGGACAAGACAGGUCUAUGGGUCAGAAGUGGUGCAGGAUACAUUAAAAAAGAGGACACUCAAAUGACAUGGAGUUUUGUGGCUCCAAAGUUAGGAUACUGGCUUGCAGCAUUUCCGUCAACCUCAGGAUCUGGUCUGAACACUUCUGGACUAAGAGACAUCACUACCUACCACACCAUUUUCCUGCUGGCGAUUCUGGGUGCCAUGGCACUGCUAGUGCUUAUUCUUUUGUGUUUGCUACUGUACUACUGCAGGAGGCGAUGUUUAAAACCUCGGCAGCAUCGGCGUAAAAUGCACCUAUCAUCCACUCUUGAGAGCUCAAAGAGAGACCAGGGCACAUCCACUUCUCACCUCAACCUGAUCAGUGGUGGACACAUGGAGACAGCCUCCUCAACUGGUGAUCUCAACAGCUCUCGAGAUGACUUCUUUAAACAUGGUCCCACCCAAAGACAACACAACUCCAGGACGAAUGCUGACUCAAAACGAGGAGAGAGCUUCCCAUUGAAAGCUACACGCUCUUCAAACACAGGAACUCGAGAUCUGCUUCUUCAGGAUGACUACGGCAAAGGUUACAGCUCUGCUGAGGACUCAGAUGAUCGCAAAUACAAUCACCAUAAUGCUAAAGACAACCAGGGCUAUUCAUCAGACCCACCAUCUCCACCUCCACUUUUGCCACCAUUUGCCGGCCACUACCAGGAUCUCAAUCGGGACAGCAAGCCUCCAGAGUAUUAUGCAUCAGCAGGGGAUCACCUCAAUCGGCCCUCUUCGGUCAAUACCCAGCCUGGCCAACUGAUCUUCUGUCACUCAAUGGAGCAGAUGAAAGAGAGCAUGUACCACAGCAUGGUACCCACAUUGGUCAUCCCUGCACAUUACAUGCAUCUGUCCUCUGACUUGACAGCUGUGGAGCAGGCAAUGGAACGGCAACAACAGCUGCAGCACGAUAUGGAGGGCAUCCAGGUUAGUAUGACUCUACCAAGGCAGCAGAAUCAAAAGCAACAACAGCAGCAGGCCAGGGCUGAUAAUGAAGAGGAAGAGUCAGGCAAACAAGCAGAUGGAUCUUCGGAGGAGAACUGGGGAUCAGACCAAUCCAGUGCCCCAGUACGUAUUCCAGUGCUUUUCAAUGAUUCAACCAUUGCUCAAAUGAAUGGAGAGCUGCAAGCGAUGACAGAGAAGAAGUUGCUGGAGCUUGGGGUGAAGCCACACCCUCGUGCCUGGUUCGUUUCCCUUGAUGGCCGUUCAAACUCUCUUGUUAGACACUCCUACAUUGAGCUGAGCAAUGAAGCCUUGCGUCCACCCAUGGGCGCCUGCAAUCAAACACUAGACCAGCGUACUGAAGCAAUCCCCACGAAUUCAGGGAAACCUUCCCACCGAAAAUUAAAAGAGGAUGGCAAGGUAAAGGAGGGAGGUGAAAGAAAAGCUCAUGGUAAAAUUUAUUCCAAGCUUCCCGUUAUUGAAACUCCAGACUCAAGCAGCGAGAGCCAUUCAGCCAUGUACUCACCUGAGGAGAACUCAACAGCGCCGCUACUUGAUGAAACUGCAGAGGUGUCCAAAGGUGGGACGUUCCCGCGUAAAGGCCGCAGCCGAGACAACAGCACCCGUAGUAGUGCCAGUGAGGUCCACCGAGACUCAGUCACCAGUCCUGAUGACGAUAAUGAUGACAAAGAUGAUGACGGAGAGAAUAAGAAGAGCCCCUGGCAAAAGCGUGAAGAAAGACCCCUCAUGGUGUUUAAUGUCAAGUAAUGCUGCCCAGGACUGGUUAGGGCAUCGUCUUGGCUGUACCCUUCUUUUGCAUAGAUACUCACUAGUGAUGAGGUGUGAGGAUACAGAGCUGGAAGAAAGUCUGAUGAAAAGCACAAUAUGAGAUAUGGCACUUACUUGAGUGAUCUGUUUCAACCAUCAAGACUAGGUACAAAGAAUAAGCACUGAAUGCCACCUGCAAAGAAGCAUCUGAAGUCGUCACACCCUCUUAGAUAUCCUUCAGACAGUUUAUACACCUGAUGUUGUUCUGGCAGUUCAUCAGGUCAAAGGGAGUUGAACUGAAUCUCAAGAUGUUGUCUUGCUUUCUUUGAGGGUUACCCAGUUUUUGUAAGAAUGACCAUGAGCCAUUUUAAAACUAACUUUGGGAAGCAAUCCAUAAGCCUUAAAGAGCUUUUUCCUUUACUUAAGAAAUAUAAAUGAAUAUAAAUUUGAUAUGAAUGAAACAGAGGGCUGUUGUAAGAUUUCCAAGAUAAGUUUAGAUUACUUUUAUUCUAGUGGUUUACUCAAAUGUUUUAUUUGUUUAUAUGAGUAAUUAGAGCUGAACCAAUAAGAUGUGUACAUUUCACAAACAGGAGUGAAAUGGUUGCUGAAUAAAUGUGUUUAUUCUUUGUGACUGAUCCUAGUGGUUGACACACAAUGACACUGUAUUUUGUACUGUUGGUAAAAAGUUCCCCUUUUUUACUUAUCUAAAACCAGUGUUGCCAUUUUAUAAAAUAUCUUAAUCAAACUGUUUGGACUAGGAAAGCUGCUCUUAGAUAAGAAUAAAAGGUUCUGCUUGCACGCAGAACACAUUUUGUACUCUGAAUAAGCCUUUCCUGCUGGGUCAGUCCACCAAUAGGAAUUAUAUUUUGAGGGACUUACCUUGGACGCCUGUGAAAAUGUUUUCUCACUAAUCUGUGCUGCCGUGCAUCAGGACUUUUGCCAUACUUCAGAACCACUUCAACUCAACUCUAACUGUGGAAGUACAUUUUUGAACUUUUAUGGACUUCUUGUGUGUGACUGAAAAUACAGAUUGUGCUUUAAAUGGAUGUGCAUGGAUGAAUUUACUCAAAACAAAACAAAAAAUGUACCGAGUAUUUUUUUAAAAACAAGUAUUGCUUGAUUAAGCGCUCUUACUAAACUCUGUGAACCACUUAUUUGUAAAUAACACAUUAGUAAAUUUACACUCUCACUUGA
Danio rerio (zebrafish) is the source of this 3843-nucleotide messenger RNA. NCBI's taxonomy places the organism in Eukaryota, Metazoa, Chordata, Actinopteri, Cypriniformes, Danionidae. The record is from RefSeq and is a predicted model, not a curated record.